UUCAGUCGUAUUCCAAAGGUGCUUCCGUUCGGACGUUAAGGUGUCGCAAAGAGAGAAAUUUAAUACUAAAUUCAAUCGAUUUUCAUUUCGAAGAAUCUCCAUCUAUCUAUUUUGACAUUAGAGAACGCGAAUAUCUUUAAAAACACGGGUGUUUCAAUUAAUUGUGAAUACAAAGAGGCGAUAUUAGAGAAGGAAAAUAACACCUGUCUAAAUUUCAGGAGUAUCUGUACAACCGUCCGCAAGUGUUUGCUAUUGUUUAAAUUUUAAUUCCACAAAUAUAAAGAAACCAAAUUCCCUGUGCUAGUGGGGUGGCGUGGUGCGGCGCGCAUUGGUCACAUAAAAUUAGAUACAAGUUUUAUCCAUGUGCUUUCUGUUCUACGCUUUUUAAUUGAAGAAAAAUAUUACACGGAAAUAACAAAGUGUGGCACUCACUAUACGGCGCACUCCCAUAACCAAAUUAGUGUCACUUAGCCAUCGGCGUCAAGUUCGCGUGGAGAAAUCCCAGUCAACACACCCCAAGAAGGCGGUGGAAUUACGCUACAACUGCAAAUAUGUCUAGUCAAAAUGCCAAUGGUCACAGUGAACCUGUACAAAUCGACCCUCCCAAAACUAUUUGCUUUGAUGAAAAUGACCAGGGUUUGGUAAUGAGAACUGGUUUGAAAUCAUUGUCUUCCUUGGAUACAUCAAUUCCCUGCUCACCUACAAAAAGUUCCUCACUAAAACGUAACACAAGCUAUGGCAAACUUAUGCCAACUGAAACCAAAGAAACUCGAGUCAGAGUUAUUUAUACCGGCGGCACUAUCGGCAUGGUGAGAAAUGAACGUAACGUUUUGGCUCCUAUACCCAAUGCGUUGAUUAAGCGAAUACGCAAGUAUCCAAAUAUGCACGAUGAAGAAUAUGCUGAAAAACGUUAUGGUCCAUCCGCGUCCAUGGCACCGUUGGUGCUGCCCUUUGUUCAGGGCGAAUGUAAUAGAGUGCUGUAUCAAAUAACGGAAUAUAGUCCACUCCUCGACUCGAGUAACAUGACAAUGAAUGAUUGGGCUAGAAUAGCAAAGGAUAUACAGCAAUCGUACGAGUUUUUCGAUGGCUUUGUCGUCCUGCAUGGAACAGACACUUUAUCCUACACUGCGUCUGCAUUGUCAUUUAUGUUGGAGAAUCUCGGCAAAACUGUGAUAAUUACGGGCUCUCAAAUACCUAUUUUUGAGACUCGUACAGAUGGCAAAGAUAAUUUCACCUCGGCUCUAAUAAUUGCUGGCAAUUAUGUGAUACCGGAGGUUUGUGUUUUCUUUGGCAACAAGCUAAUGCGAGGUAAUCGUACUGUGAAGAUUAGUUCCAAUUCUCUCGAUGCUUUCGAUUCACCCAAUGUUCCACCGUUGGCUCGCAUUGGUAUUAGCGUCGAUAUUGAUUAUCGACUCAUAUUUAGGCCAUGUAAAGUGUCCAAAUUUAAUGUACAUGCGCAACUGGACGAAAAUGUGGGCAUUCUUAGAAUAUUCCCUAGUAUAUCAACAUCCACAUUUCGGGCAUUUCUUGCUCCACCAAUGAAAGGAGUAGUUUUACAAUCCUUUGGGUCGGGCAACGUGCCGGCUAAUCGCAAGGAUUUGCUAGACGAGCUGAAAGAAGCCUGCAGCAGAGGUGUUAUCAUUGUUAAUUGCACUCAAUGUCCCACUGGUGCGGUGGCCGAAAUCUAUCAAACUGGCAAGGUUUUGUUCGACAUUGGUGUCAUAGCCGGUUGUGAUAUGACUCCAGAGGCUGCAUUAACUAAAUUGGCUUAUGUCUUGGGUAAAAGUGAAUGGUCACUGGACAUUAAAAAGCAGAUGAUGCAAUCUAACCUAAGAGGUGAGCUGUCUUCAAGCGCUGGGCCAAGAAUGGAGGAAUACGACUUGGUAGAUGCUGUUGCCCGAUCAUUACAUUUAUCGUCACCGGAAGAAUUAAGUCAACUCGGAGCCACACUUUUUCCUGCCAUGUUAAAUGCCGCCGUUGCUGCAGGCGACAUCCAAAAGAUAAAUAAUCUCAAAGCAUACGGUGCGGAUCUAUCUGGUGUCAAUCAUGACGGCAGAACUGCACUACAUCUCGCCUGUUACAAGGGCAAUCUGGCAGUAGUCAACCAUUUGUUGCUAAACGGAGUGUCAGUACACAUUCGCGAUUUGUAUGAGCGAACUCCUCUGCUGGAAGCUGUUACUACCGACAACCACGAAAUCAUUAAUUUGCUCAUAACGUGCGGUGCUCAUCUCACGGGAUCAUCAAGGGCAGUGGGCGAACAACUGUGUGCGGCAGCAGCCAGAGGUUCUUUGCUCCGUUUACAGUCAUACCAGCUGGCUGGUGCCGACCUUUCGCAACCUGAUCCCUCAGGACGUACUGCCCUGCAUGUGGCAGCACAACAUGGUUUCGAGGAACUUGUGCGUUAUUUAUUAGACUACAUGGACAGUAUAAACGAAACAGAUAUGCUGGGACUUACCGCCAUGGAUUACGCCGAAAAAGCCGACCAUCAACACAUUGUGACAUUACUAAAAAGUCCAACAAAUGGGGCAUAAACACGCCCAUUAGUUAUUGUUAUAAAUUUACACAGACACACAUUUCUUAUUACAUUUAACAAAAACAUUGAAGACAAAAUUCUUUAUAAACAACUAUUGUUUGCUGAGAUACAAAACUAAAAGGUAAAUAAAGGAUGAAAUCUGGGACGCCACUCAAAACAUAA
This is a messenger RNA of Stomoxys calcitrans (stable fly), 2695 nucleotides long. RefSeq names its product L-asparaginase. Gene Ontology annotation, biological process: amino acid metabolic process. Lineage: Eukaryota; Metazoa; Arthropoda; Insecta; Diptera; Muscidae. The record is from RefSeq and is a predicted model, not a curated record. Gene Ontology annotation, molecular function: protein binding; asparaginase activity. The transcript is spliced from 7 exons. The coding region runs from base 552 to 2531 and encodes 659 amino acids.